This is a messenger RNA of Ornithodoros turicata, 1752 nucleotides long. RefSeq lists its product as uncharacterized. The record is from RefSeq and is a predicted model, not a curated record. The transcript has a single exon. NCBI's taxonomy places the organism in Eukaryota, Metazoa, Arthropoda, Arachnida, Ixodida, Argasidae. Gene Ontology annotation, molecular function: nucleic acid binding. The coding region runs from base 1 to 1752 and encodes 583 amino acids. Gene Ontology annotation, biological process: DNA integration.
AUGGCUGAUGUUAUCAUCAGCGAGCUCGACGUUUGCCUUGACGAGGUGAAGUUCUACACCGACAGCAAGGUGGUACUCGGCUACAUAUACAACGAGUCCAGGAGGUUCUACGUAUACGUAAGCAAUAGGGUCGAAAGGAUCCGGAAGUCAUGUCAGCCCAAACAGUGGAAUUAUGUUCCCACUGAACAGAACCCUGCCGACAUUGCCACAAGGGCAGUAUCGGCUGAUCGCCUUGCAAAGACAACGGGGUUAACUGGCCCUAGCUUUUUGUACAAGACAGACGACUCGGGCUCAGAUUUCGAAUGUCAAACGUUUCGAUUGAUAGACCCUGAGGCAGACGAGGAGGUUCGUCCUGUGGUGACCACCCUUGCUACCAGCGUGUCGUCGCAGCAUCGGCUGGGUGCUCACAGAAUCGUGCGGUUUUCGAGAUGGACCAUUCUCAUUCGAACAAUAGCGAACCUUCUGCAUAUCGCUCGCUCAUUUCAUUCUCGGGGUGAUACUGCAUCGGUGUCCUGUCGACACUGGCACAUUUGCCUCGAGCCCCGGACUAAUGAAGAAAUUUCCGCUGCGAAGAAACUCGUCUACAGAACCGUCCAAGGCGAAAUGUUCUGGAGUGAGAUUCGAUGCAUCCAAAAUGAGCACAGACUACCAAGGGAUAGCCCACUUUGGAAGUUGAACCCCUAUAUGGACGAGGAUGGUGUCAUGAGAAUCGGAGGACGACUUCACAACUCGACACUUGACCAAGACGAACGGCACCCUGUCAUCAUGCCCCGUCGACAUCAUAUUACUACACUACUGGUCCGACGCCAUCACGAAAGGGUUGAGCAUCAAGGCCGCCAUUUCACUGAAGGUGCAGUCAGAGCGGCAGGAUUGUGGAUUGUGGGAGCAAAAAGCUGCAUCGGCUCGAUGAUUCACAAGUGCGUCAAAUGCCGCAAACUGAGGAGCAGACCUCAGAAGCAAAUCAUGGGUGAUUUGCCAAGAGACAGACUUAGCAUGGACCUACCGUUCACCUAUGUGGGCCUCGACAUGUUUGGACCACGGAAGGUUAAAGCGCGAAGAACUAGAGGUGGACUCGCACAUAGCAAAAGGUGGGCUGUGUUGUUUACUCGCCUGUCCGUACGUGCGAUACACAUUGAAGUCAUUGAGUCGAUGGAUUCUUCGAGCUUCAUCAACGCUCCCAGACGGUUCUUGUCUAUUAGAGGUUCGGUUAAACUGCUGCGGUCUGAUUGCGGAACCAAUUUCGUCGGUGCGUGCAAAGAGUUGAAGAUCAACACUGCGUCGCCUGGCCACAAUGAUGUUGGCAAAUAUCUGCAAACUCAAGAAUGCGCGUGGGUUUUCAAUUCCCCUCACGCCUCUCACAUGGGUGGUACUUGGGAGCGCAUGUUUGGGAUUGUUCGUCGCAUCGUGGACUCUGUGCUUCUAGGCACGAACAAGUCAGUGAUUUCACACGAUAUGCUUGUCACACUCUUUGCGGAGAUCGCAGCGAUCGUAAAUAGCAGACCUUUGACUCCGGUGUCAACAGAUCCGGAAAACCCAACGAUUUUGACUCCAAGUAUGAUUCUCACUCAGAAGACGGGUAGAAACCCUCCACCUCCUAGAGAAUUUGGGCAUGACAAUGUCUACCGACGGCACUGGAAACAAGUGCAGUCAAUGGCCAACACCUUUUGGGACCGCUGGAGGAAGGAAUAUCUUCCAACAUUGCAAUGGCCGUCGCAGGUGGCAAACAGCUCAACGAGACGUCCGAGAAGGUGA